This is a messenger RNA of Loxodonta africana (African savanna elephant), 11686 nucleotides long. It is a transcript of the gene SLC38A12, whose product is annotated as transmembrane protein 104. Lineage: Eukaryota; Metazoa; Chordata; Mammalia; Proboscidea; Elephantidae. The transcript is spliced from 9 exons. The record is from RefSeq and is a predicted model, not a curated record. The coding region runs from base 7961 to 9469 and encodes 502 amino acids.
GCUGCAGCUCCGCGGCCCCUGCACAGAGGAACCCUUGGCUGCUGGACCCUUUCUCACUUCUGAAAAUGGCGGGUGAAAUUACAGAGACCGGGGAGCUUUAUUCUCCCUACGCGGAUGAGCCUCGCAGAAGCCUCAGAUGCCGAACUCUCAGAGAUAGUGCUGAGCACAGGGACACGAUUCCGGCUGAACCCUAUCAGUGACCUCAGGAGAGGCAUGCCUGUCACCCCACUUACAGAGAGCUCCGGACUGAAGUGGCUCAAAAUAGAGGAUGAGGUGGAUCAAGACCUACAAUCGGGUUGGCCCCUGGGAAUACCGCGCAUCAGCAGUUCUUGCUGAAUAUCGUUGCUGGUGCUUUCGAAGGACCCACCACCUGUUUCACAGCCUUAAAUCUCAGGUGUUGCUUCCACAGCUCAGCUGCUUUCUUUUCCUUUAGAUGGCUGUCAGAGAGGAAGCCACUGGUAGAUACUGUGACCACUGCCUUGUACGCAUCUGUGGGUGAGACCGCUGAGUUGGAGGUGAGGCAGAGAAUACUGCACUGAACUCCCUGGCGGGUAGGGGAGCAAGGAACAGGGACUGUGCCUUCCCCAGGUGGGCAAUUGGAGAGAACUUGGUUUAGCCCGCAGCAACCACAGCGUGUAUAAAAGCAGCUGCCAUCAAGUUGACUCCAACACAUGGCAACCCCAUGUGUGUCAGAGUACAGUUGUGCUCCAUAGGGUUUUUAAUGGCUGAUUUUUUCAGAAAUAGAUUGCCAGGCCUCUCUUUGAAGGCUCCUUUGGGUGGACAAGAACCCUUAAACAUUCAGUUAGCAGCUGAGAGUGUUAACCAUUUGCACCACCCAGGGAUAACAGCAUGUAUGACCGACCGUUAAAACCCAUUGCAGUAGAGUCUAUUCCAACUCAUAGCGACCCUGUAGGACAGAGUAGAACUGCCCUUUAGGGUUUCCAAGGCUGUAAUCUUUACAGAAGCAGACUGCCACAUUUUUCUCCCAGGAAGUGGCUGGUGGGUUUGAACCACCGACCUUUCAGUUAGCAGUAGCUUGACCCCUGCACCACCAGGACUCCUAUAGCAUGCAUAGGUAUUCCUUACUGAGGCUGCAGUGGGGCUUGGCUCCCCAGCUUUCUGCCACUUCACUUCCCGGGAGUCUGGCCCCACGGAGGUGCCACGUAGGCAGCAGAAGAGCACGUCUCCCUCUUCCUCCUCCUCCUUCCCCACAGCUCCUUUGACCUGCCUGUGGCUCAGUUUUCUCUGGCUUCCCCGCCUCCACGCGCCCACUCCCGUGAUCAGUCCUUACUGAUUGCCUUUGUGAACGUAAAGAGGAGUGAACUCUUGCCAGGACAGCAAAAGCCUUGGGACAGUAAAGAAGUCCUGCUUCAUCCUGCAGGUUCCCUGAGUCCCACUGGGUGCAGAAUGCAGGCUUUGGAACUACAAGAUAGCAACAAAGCAAGACAACUGUAAUCACCCAUUUCAGCUCCCAACUGCCAGCGGCUUAUCCCUGAUUAAUGUCUUUGUAAAGUUUUAAAUGGUUCAUUUUUGCUUAAAAUUAUUUGAAGUUUCUAUUGGGUGUGUGCUUAUUUUGCCCUGUCUUUCUGCAUCAGUGGUUCUCAAAGGGUGGGGAUGGGGACCAGCUGUGCCCCUGGGGACAUUUGGCAAGGUCUGGAGGCCUUUUUGAUGGUCAGGACUGGGUGGGGUGGGUGUGCUACUGGCCUCUAGUGGGUAGAGGCCAGGGAUGCUGCUAAAUAUCCUGCAGUGCAAGGACAGCUCCCAUCUCCCCACUAAGAAUUAUCUGGCCCAAAAACAGCAACAUGCAGAGGCUGAGAAACCCAGAUCUACAAUAGACCUUUAACUGUUACAUCCCAAGACCUUCAGACAUCCCUGGAUUUACAAAUGCGUCCUGUACUGUUUAAUUUCCCCUUGAAACUUCUGACUCAGAACCAUCACUUUGUCUGUUUCCUUCUAGAAUGUAGCUCCAUGGGGUCAAGGCCCAUGUCUGUCUUGCAUCCCUAGCUCCAGGUGCAGGGCCCCACCCAUGGAGGGCACUAGGUCAUUGCUGUUGAAUAAACAAGUGAACAAGCAGACUGCUGAACUAGCUAAGUAACCCAUUCCCACGCUUGUACGCACCAGCCUCAAAGUGCGAAUGAUUGGAAGUAACCACAGCAGAAGUAAAAAUGAGUUUGUUAAAGGCAUUCACAGUCACUUGUGAAAAGCAAAAGCUGGGGGCUUUCAAUUGGGAAAGCGAGUGGUGGGUCCUAUAUCCUUUUUCUCGCCUGGCUGCCGCCCUCAAAAUUAUCCUAACAAUCCCCGCCGCCCCAACCAGGACCCUCUCCCAGUAGGGGAGUCAUACUCUAAUGUUGUGAUCUGAACAAGUGCUUUAGGAAGAUGAUUCAAACUUGAUAGUGGUUAAGUACUACAGCUGCUAACCAUAAAAGGUUGGCAGUUCGAAUCUGCCAGGUGCUCCUUGGAAACUCUAUGGGGCAGUUCUACUCUGUCCUAUAGGGUCACUCUGAGUCGGAAUCAACUCGACGGCAAUGGGUUUGGCUUUGGGGAUUUGUCUAUGGAAGAAAACUGAGAGUGUGAUGUUUAAAACUGGACGAAGUCAGCCAGACUAGGGUUGGAGAGUACCUGAGCAGGGUCCAUCAUAUCAGCUGAGUGUUCCUAUCUGCAGGCUCUGUGCUAGGCAAAGAGAAGAGAUGCAUGGGCCAUGGCUACAGUGCCUCAGGUUUAGUCAUGGGGAAAAGAUAAAUAUAGUAGCAUCUAAAACCCACGAUAGGCUAUGAGAAGUGUUAUUGCUUCAGGGAUUGCGAUGAAUUUGGGAAGCUGGGAAGGGCUUUGUGGUGGGAGUAGCAUUUGAAUGGGCCUUGGAGGCUGAUAGGAGGCAUGGAGGGGUUGGUGCUCUGUGCUCCAAUCAGCGUGUACAUGUACUGUGGACAGGACUUUCUCCUCUUGGGACAGGAAGUCCAACAUCUGCUGGAAUCCUGCCCAUUGCCACCUGCUGCCAAGUCCCUCCUUCCUCCCUAGCUGAGGGCUCCAAAAUGGUAGUUGACAUUCCUUACCCCUAUAUCUGCAUGCUUUGAGGGAGGAGGGGAACUAGUUGAGUCCGGGAAAAGGGGCCCAGUUUGUGUGUUCUCAUCACAAAUUCAGCACAUGGUUAUCUUGAGAAAUUUUUUAAAUAUAGAAAAGUGUAUCUCUCUAAGACUGGGGAGGUGAGGUGAGAGAUAGGUGGGUGUUCCCAGAGAUGAGGUGGUUUUAGCUUUUGUUUUUAAUGAUCAGAAACAGAGAUGGGAAAGCAAACUUCGAGCCAACCAAUUUGGUAGAGUUACAGGCAGAGCCGUUAGGAAUCUGUUGUAAUUGUCUGGGCCAGAAGUGAGGAAUUUGAAUUGUACAUGACAACAGGAGUUGGUGGUAGCUGCAAAAGACACCCCUGAAAUUAGUCGCCCUGGGAUGUGGAGGCAAAGGGAGGAUGCCAAGGCACUGAUAGGCUAUCCAGGGGGAGGCGACCAGCAGGCAGCUGGAGAAAGGUUGGGUCACCCAUGAUAGUUACAGCUGUGGAAUUGGACCAAGUUGCUGAGGAAAAGAUAGCUAGAGAGAAAAGAGACAACUAAGGUCAGAAGCUUAAGAAAGAUAUUGAAAACUAAGAAAGCCAUUGGAAUUUGGCAAAUAGGGGAUCAUUGGUGAUUUUUAAGAGUGUAGUUUCACAAGAGUUAUGGGGAUGGAAACCAUAAAGUGCAGGAACUUGGAAAUGAAGGCAGAGAAUGUAGAUUGCUUCUUCGGUGAGUUUACUAAGAAAGAGAAAGUAAGAGGGUGAUAUUUUUAAAGUUGUCAGGGAGGUUUGUAGGCAGAUGGGAGGGGCAGGUGGGGAGAGAGAAAUCAAAGGCAUGAAAACCCGUUGUCGAUGAGUCAAUUCUGACUCAUAGUGACCCUAUAGGACAGGGUAGGACUGCCCCAUUGAGUUUUCCGGGUUGUAAUCUUUAUGUUUACCUAUGUUUCAUUGACUAUGCAAAGGCAUUCGACUGUGUGGAUAAUAACAAGUUAUGGAUAACAUUGCAAAGAUUGUGCUCAUUCGGAACCUGUAGGUAGACCAAGAGGGAGUCGUUCAAAGAGAACAAAGGGAUACUGCAUGGUUUAAAAUCAGGAAAGGUGUGCAUCAGAGUUGUAUUCUUUCACCGUAUUUAUUCAGUCUGUAUGCUGGGCAAAUAAUCGGAGAAGCUGGUCUAUAUGAGGAAGAACUCGGCAUCAGGAUUGGAGAAAGAAGACUCAUUAACAACCUGAGAUAUGCAGAUGACACAACCUUGCUUACUGAAAGCGAAGAGGACUUGAGGCACUUACUGACAAAAAUCAAAGACUAUAGCAUUCAGUAUGGAUUACACCUCAACAUAAAGAAAACAAAAAUCCUCACAACUGGACCGAUAAGCAACAUUAUGGUAAACAGAGAAAACACUAAAGUUGUAAAGGAUUUUGUUUUACUUGGUUCCGGUCGUCGCCCAUGGAAACAGCAAUCAAGAAGUCAGAUGAGGACACCAGAGUUCAUGCCCCUGAACUCUCUGUUAGCCCACAACUAAAACCACUCUCGAAUUCAACGCUUCAGACAAAGAUUAGACUGGACUAUAAGACAUUCUCGAAGCCAACUCUUCAGACAAAGCUUAGACAAGGCUGUAAGACAUAAAAUGAUACUGGUGAGGAGUGUGCUUCUUAGCUCAAGUAGACACAUAAGUCUAUGAGGGCAGCUCCUGUCUGGAGGCGAGAUGAGAAGGCAGGGGGACAGGAGCUGGCUGAAUGGACACACAAAAUACAGGGUGGAGAGAAGGAGCGUGCUGUCACAUUAUAGGGAGAGCAACUACGGUCAUAUAACAAUGUGUGUAUAAGUUUUUGUAUGAGAAACAGACUUGAAUUGUAAACUUUUCACUUAAAAAAAAAGUCAGAUGACAUAUUGCCUUGGGCAAAUCUCCUGCAAAAAACCUCUUUAAAGUGUUAAAAAGCAAAGAUGUCACUUUGAGGCUAAGGUGAACUUGACCCAAGCCAUGUUAUUUUCAGUGGCCUCAUAUACAUGUGAAAACUGGACAAUGAGUAAGGAAGAAUGAAGAAGAAUUGAUGCCUUUAAUUUAUGGUGUUGGCAAAAAAUAUUCAAUAUGCCACGGACUGCCAGAAGAAUGAACAAGUCUGUCUUGGAAGAAGUACACCUAGAGUGCUUCUUGGAAGCGAGGAUGGUGAGACUUUGUCUCACGUACUUUGACCAUGUUUCAGGAGGGACCAGUCCCUGGAGAAGGAUGUCAUGCUUGGUAAGGUAGAGGGUCAGCAAAAAUGAGGAAGACUCUUGACGAGAUGGAUUGACACAGUAGCUAUAACAAUGGGCUCAAAGAUAGCAACUAUUGUGAGGAUGGUGCAGGACCAGGCAGUGUUUCAUUCUGUUGUACAUAGGGCUGCUAUCAGUUGAACUGGCUUGAUGGCACCUAACAACAACAACAAUCUUUGUGGAAGCAGACUGCCACAUCCUUCCUCCUGCAGAGUGGCUGGUAGAUUCAGACUGUUGACCUUUUGGUUAGCAGCCAAGUGUUUAACCAUUGUGCCACCAGGGCUCCUUUUUUUUUUUUUUUUUAAUAAUUUUUAUUGUGCUUUAAGUGAAAGUUUACAAAUCAAGUCAGUCUCUCACAUAUAAACUUACAUACAUCCUACUACAUACUCCCAUUUACUCUCCCCCUAAUGAGUCAGCCCACUCCCUCCUUCCAGUCUCUCCUAUUGUGACCGUUUUGCCAUUUUCUAACCCUCUCUACUCUCCCAUCUCGCCUCCAGACAGGAGAUGCCAACACAGUCUCAAGUGUCCACCUGAUACAAGUAGCUCACUCCUCAUCAGCAUCUCUCUCCAACACAUUGUCCAGUCCCUUCCAUAUCUGAUGAGUUGUCUUCAGGAAUGGUUCCUAUCCUGGGCCAACAGAAGGUUUGGGCCGGGAUUCUUCUAGUCUCAGUCAGACCAUUAAGUUUGGUCUUUUUAUGAGAAUUUGGGCAGGGCUCCUUUUGAAGGCAUGAGGGAGGAGAGAAUUCCAGAAGGAGGAAAGACGUGUUCCUCACAGACAGGCAGGGAGGAGGCUGGGGAGGGUGCAAACAUGGUGGAUUUUGAUCCAGGAAGGAGUGCGGCUUGGAGAGCCUUUGUCAGAUGCACUUGGUCAUCUCCAUCCAAUAGGAGCUGGGCCUUCAUCUGAGAGUGGCAGGGGUCACGGGUCUGGGAGCUUGGAGAGUGAGGCUUUGGGCAGAUUCGUGGGAAACCCUAGGAAGUCCUUGAGUGAAAAAUACUCUGAUGCUGCUGCCGGGCCCCAGCUGGCAGAACCCUUAAUUUGUUGUGGGGCUAGUAAUUGUAAUUACAAAAGAAAAAAACAUUUCUGGGAACCCUAACAGCUUAAUAUCAGGGCAUGGAGAAAGCAGGAGUUGGGUCUUCUCCAAGGGAAAGGUGAGGCUGAGGGAAGCCGGGUAGUGAGUGCUCCGUGGAAAUAGCUGACUGUGUUGGGAGAGAAUGCAGAGGACACCAGAAGGGGUGGGCCUCUAGGCUGGGAGGACUUAACGGGCCUGGAAGUCACCUUGAGCACCCAGGGAGUGCAGUGGGAAUGAGAGGAAGGGGCCUGUGGAAGAGCAGGGGUUGGGCCAGAGGAAGGAAUUUUAUGGAUCAGAUCUUGAGAAAUGGACAAUUGUAAUGAACUGAGCUAGAGCUGAGUUGGCUUGAAUUAGAGUUGUUUCAAGCUUGAGGUCAGUGACCCAGCAAUUCCUCUCCCAGAUGUAUUGUUUUUGUCAUGUGCCGUUGAGUCAAUUCUGACUCAUAGCAACUCUAUGUAACAGAGUAGAACUGCCCCAUAAGGUUUCCUAGGCUGUAAUCUUUACAGAAGCAGAUCGACCAGACCGGUCUUUUCUCCUGUGGAGCCGGUGGAUGGGUUCGAAUGGCCAACCUUUCGGUUAGCAGCCAAGCGCUUAACCGUUGUGCCACCAGGGCUCCUUUCCCAGGUCUAUACCCAAGAGAAAUGAAAACAUAUGUCCACACAAAAACUUAUGCGUGGAUGUUUAUGACAGCAUUAUUCAUAAUAGCCAAAAACCAGAAACAGCCCAAAUGCCUCUCAGCAGAUAAGUAAAUGUGGUCUCUCCAUACAGUGGAAUGUUACUCAACUGUUUCUAAAAGGGAGUGAAGUACCUUGAAAACACUAUGCUGAGUGAAAGACGCCAGACACAAAAGGCCGUAUAGUAUAUCGUGUGAUUUCUUUCAUACGAAAUGACCAGAAUGAGGAAAUCUGUAGAGACAGAAAGUAGAAUAGAGGUCGCCAGGGGCUGUGGGGGGAAGGGAACAGGGAGUGGCUGCUAUUGGAUACGAGUUUCUUUUUGGAGUGAUGAAAUGGAAUUUGAUAGCAGAGAGGGUUGCACAACCUGGUGAACGUACUAGAAACCACUGAAGUAUACACUUUAAACGGGUGAAUUUUACAGGAUGUGAACUAUAUCCCACUUAAAAACCCGAGUUGGUAGUGGGGGAAGGCCAGCAGCCCAAGGGAUCAUGGCAGGGAUGGGGAGGGGUGUGAGGAUUGACUCAUGUGCUCAGAGCUCUUGGAAACGUGGAUGUUUCCAUGAGGUCCGUGUUAUGUGUUCAUCGUUGUACCAGGUACCCAGAUAUGACGCUCUGUCCUCAGGAAGCCUCAGUAUGGUUGAGCAGAGAGCUAACAUCCGUGACAUAGCUUUGAGUAAUGUGAAAUGAUGGGCAGUGAGGAUGAUGACAGCCAAAAUAGAGAACCUGACUGAUCACCAGAGACAUUUUGAAAAGAGACCAUAGCACGCGGGACGUUUUAAUAGCCCAGGUGUCAGUACUGGCCUCCUCAGCAUCCAGCUUCCGAGCAUGCCUCCUUAGGACCUAGGUGUGGUUCUGCCUUCUCACCUGCUUUCCAGCUGAAGUCCGGCUUUUGGCCACAGUGGUUUAGCGAUCACCCAGAGUCAUCCUUGGAUGCUGCCAAGGGGAGAAAGUUCAUUAAUUUCUGGGUCUGAGUGUCACUUACGUUGGUUCCAGGUCGGACUGGUGUACAUGUUCAACCUCAUCGUGGGCACGGGCGCGCUUACCAUGCCCAAGGCGUUUGCCACCGCUGGGUGGCUCGUCAGCCUUGUCCUGCUGGUGUUCCUGGGCUUCAUGAGCUUUGUGACCACCACCUUUGUGAUGGAAGCCAUGGCUGCCGCCAACGCUCAGCUCCGCUGGAAGAGGAUGGAAAGCCACAAGGAGGAGGAAGAGGACGACUCCUCCUCGGCCUCUGACAGUGAUAUUCUCAUCCAGGACAACUACGAGCGGGCAGAGAAACGGCCCAUCCUGUCUGUGCAGAGACGUGGAACUUCGAACCUUUUUGAAAUCACAGACCGCGUGGAGAUGGGACAGAUGGCCUCCAUGUUCUUCAGUAAAGUGGGUGUCAACCUGUUCUAUUUCUGCAUCAUCAUUUACCUGUAUGGGGACCUGGCCAUCUACGCUGCCGCCGUGCCCUUCUCCCUCAUGCAGGUGACCUGCAGCGCCAGUGGCAAUGACUCCUGUGGUGUGGAAGCUGACACCAGGUACAAUGACACCGACCUGUGCUGGGGUCCCAUCCGCCGAGUUGACGCCUACCGCAUCUACUUGGCUGUCUUCACUCUCCUUCUUGGACCCUUCACCUUCUUUGACGUCCAGAAGACCAAGUACCUACAGAUCCUGACCUCGCUGAUGAGAUGGAUCGCUUUCACCAUCAUGAUCGUGCUGGCCCUGGUCCGCAUCGGGCACGGGCAGGGGGAGGGCCACCCACCACUGGCCGACCUCUCGGGGGUCCGGAAUCUCUUUGGCGUGUGUGUCUACUCCUUCAUGUGCCAGCACUCUCUGCCGUCCCUCAUCACCCCUGUGUCCUCCAAGCGCCACCUCACGCAGCUGGUCUUCCUGGACUACGUACUGAUCCUGGCCUUCUACAGCCUGCUCUCCUUCACCGCCAUCUUCUGCUUCCGCGGCGACAGCCUCCUGGACAUGUACACCCUCAACUUCGCACGCUGUGAUGUCGUGGGCCUGGCUGCUGUGCGCUUCUUCCUGGGCCUCUUCCCCGUCUUCACCAUCAGCACCAACUUCCCCAUCAUCGCCGUGACGCUCCGCAACAACUGGAAGACACUCUUUCACCGUGAGGGCGGCACGUACCCCUGGGUGGUGGACCGCGUGGUCUUCCCCACCAUCACGCUGCUGCCCCCUGUGGUGGUGGCCUUCUGCACUCACGAUCUGGAGUCCCUGGUGGGCAUCACGGGGGCCUACGCGGGCACCGGCAUCCAGUACGUCAUCCCCGCCUUCCUGGUGUACCACUGCCGCAAGGACACCGAGCUGGCCUUUGGCUACGGGACCGUCAACAAGCACAGGUCCCCCUUCCGCCACACCUUCUGGGUGGGCUUUGUGCUGCUCUGGGCUUUCUCCUGCUUCUUCUUUGUCACGGCCAACAUCGUCCUCAGCGAGACCAAGCUCUGACAGCAGGACCACACAUGUGUUCGUCCUGACGGCCUCUACCCAGCAGAGCCAAGAGUUGGUUGCCUCGCAGCCCCUCGUGGGGAUGGACGAGGCCAGGCAUGUGGAGGGCUGGGGGUCCACUCCCCACCGGAGAUUCUGCACAGCCCACACCUCACCUGGCCCACCAGGCAGCCCCACCCGGGUCUUCCUGCAGGGUUGCGCCUUGAGCUGAGCAGCCCGACCCCAGGACUUAUCACAGGAAUUCUCACCUCUGCUUCACACACCCUCCCACCCCGCCCUGCACGGGGUUGACGCAGUGCUGGCACUGCUGCUUGUUUAUACAGGACACUGUCUCCCACCUCCUCCACCCCAGCUCCCUCCACGUUCUGGGGAGUCAGCCCCCCAAGUAGCUGCUGCCUCUGACCCUCUUCCUGGGGCUGCCACAGUGGGCAGGCUCACCUUCCCGCCAGGCCUAGGGGCUGCUAAGUGUCACUCCUAGGGGAAGGCCUGGCCAUCCCGGUGACAAGCACAGGAAGUGCUAAUUGGCACCAGGCUUCUGGCCAGAACUGGGAGGGCCCUUGGCUGUGGCGUCUGCUCCUGUCCUGGUGGCUCCAGAACAGCAGGCUGAGUGUCCCCUCCGUGGGGUCACAGCAGUUCCCAGGCUGGGUUUAAACCCGGAGCUGUGACCCCUGACUGCUUCUGCCUGUGGGGGCCUUGGGCCUUUUGCAGGGUGGGGGCUGCCCCACUGGGCAUGUGGUAGUGAGAGGGCUCUGUUCCCCACCCUGGGAGGUCAGGCCUUCAGGCAGCACUCUGCUUGGCCGACCCCGUCUCUCCAGCACUGAAGGGGCUCUGAGGGAGCCAGCUAUGGGUGCUAGGUGUCCACGAACCUGUCCCCUAGGCACCAUGGGGUGGGAGUAGGGGGGGUGCAGGGAUGUGAUGCCCAUCUGAGGAGGGCGGGGUCCCCAGCUGCCUGCCUGGCACCCCCAGGGUCCCGCCCCCCCAAUUACACGUGCACCUGUUGGGCCAGCGGCCAAAGACACAGGUGACUCCCAUGAACUCUGCAUUUUCAAUGUGCCUUCUCCUGCUUCAGGACCUGGGGCUCCUUCCUGACCCCGCUGCCCCUGGACCUGGUCCCACUGUCCUGGAGUCCAGAGCUGCAUUACUGGGAGUUGCCUCCCUCUUUUGUUUUCAGUGCCUUGCUCAGCUCUCUCUAGGGAACUCUGCCUCCCCCCUGCAUCUCAGUCUUCAUGCCUAGGGCAGAAGUGGCGUGGGGACAUCUGCUUGCCUCAGAACAAAGUCUGCUAGGGAAUCCACAGGCAGCACCACCCGCCACCUCUGGCCCCUGCAGCCCAAGCCCGUGAGGACCCUGCAUCCUAACUGCCACGAUCUUCGUCCUCAUUGUUACCACGCUUCAGUUCUUCCAGCUCGUGCCCUCGUGUAGCUGUUUUCCAUCUACGUGAAAAAUAAGUGCCCCUUCCCUAUCUGCCAUUGUGGCAGCUUUCCAGGAGGCCCUGCCCCAGGUGGGCGGAGCAGGGAGGGCACUGAGCCCCACCCUCUGCGCCCAGGCCCUCAGGGCUGCCCAGCUGUGUGCUGAAAACUCAAAACGCCUGUACUUACCUUCUGUGAUUAUAUUCCCUCUUCCUUAAGGACAAAGCAAAUUAAAUCAUCCUGCCGCCCUGGGUUCCAAACCAAAUUUUGGACACAAAUGUAUUAGCAUCAUAAAGCCCAGGUUGAUUUAUGUGACAAUCUGGAGAGACACAGCAGUGGAACUGGGUGGCCACUUUCCCCACUACCUCUUAGCCAGGGCAGCCCCCCAGGCCUGGAGGAAACUGGCCCAGGCGACCAUGCCAUUGCUGCCAUCUGUGGGUUCUUGGCUCCUCGGUGUUCACCAUGCUGUCCGUCCUGCUGAGGUCCAAUGGGGAUGCCUUCCCCUCCACCCCCAGGCCUCAACCACCAAUAGCUAGCUGUUCUCCAAAUGAGGCCAGCUUGUGGUGUGCACGCAAUACUUUGGACCUCAGUUUUUACGUCACCUUGAUGAGGUUGGCGAGAUGGAUCAUGAUUUCUACUUUACAGAUGGACCCAGAGUCACCAUAGGCCAGACGGUUAGUAGGGAGGACAGAAGAGGAGGCCAGCCCAGCCUGGCCCAGGGAAAGGUGUCACUUUGGAGAACUUAAUCUCCACAGCACCACCCACGUCAUAGGGCCCACAUUGGCCCCAGGGGCAGGCCAAGGGAAGGGG